Molecule: messenger RNA, 351 nt
Organism: Acytostelium subglobosum LB1
Lineage: Eukaryota; Evosea; Eumycetozoa; Acytosteliales; Acytosteliaceae
Exons: 1
Source: RefSeq, a predicted model, not a curated record
AUGGCUGUGGUUCCUAACAUGGCUAUCUAUCACUAUAGAACCGGACACGAAUCCAACCGUCAUGCCUCAGAGUCUCUCCCAGAUGGUGCCCCAUAUGAGCAAUUCAGAACAGCUCAAGUUACUCGUGACCUGGCAUUGUUUCUUCGACGUUGGUAUACACCUGGUUACCCCAGCUGGGAAGUCUUCGCAUCCGCCACAAGGAACUAUGCGAGCGGCAUUGGUCACAAUCCAAAUUUCAAUCGUAUCUAUACAGCCACAGGAAGACAGCCAUGGUUUGAUCAGCUUGUAAGGAGCGAUGCGAUCAGACCAUUUUUUGAUGCACCCAUAUGCGAUUGGAAUAAUCAAAUAAAC